Symbiodinium natans is the source of this 1674-nucleotide messenger RNA. The record is from the annotation of a GenBank genome assembly. NCBI's taxonomy places the organism in Eukaryota, Dinophyceae, Suessiales, Symbiodiniaceae.
AUGGGCAGACUCGUUGUUCUGAUGGGGCGGGGCCAGCACCACAGCCUCGUUCAGGCCUUUUUCGACUGCUACGUCAAGCCCCUUCCUGGCUGGGCUUCGUCCGCGCUGGAGGCCAUCCGCCAGAGCCCGCGCUCCGUGGUGCUGCCGGCAUUGCGAGAUCUCGGCGAAGACUGGGAGAUCAAGGGGCCGAACUCGCACUUCGACAACAUCUUCACCUGGGAGGCCGAGACGGUGCAGCUCUAUUUCGACCCUGAGUACGUGUCGUGGCCCUUCCCUGUGGACCAGGGCAACGUCCUCGUCUUUGGCUCACAGUGGUGGCAGGAGCUCGGAGGCUACGAUCGGCUUAUGCGAGGCUCUUCCACCCUUCUCUUGGAGAACAUCGAGCUCUCCUUGAGAGUCCACCUGUGUGGCGGCAAGUUCUUGCCCUUGAACGACAGCGUUGUCGGCUUCUGCCAUUCGCAUCACGGAACGCUUCACCACGAGCGGGGCGACAUGCUCUACAAUCAGGCCCGAAUCAUCGAAGCUUGGUUUGGCGAGUGGGCGUCAGAGGCAAUGAAGCACCCGCGCUUUGCCGACUAUACAAGUGGCGUCAGUGCCGUCGGCGACAUCUCCGAGACAAGGGCACUACAGGGGCGGCUGCAGUGUGCAGGCUUGGGCAGCUUUCUGGACGCGUAUCGCUUGCCGUUGGAAAUCCUGGGCCUCCUCCCGCGAGAGGUGUUUGGCCUGCGGGAGGAGUCUGCAGGACUCUGCCUGCAGGAGUGGAACAAGGACGAGUGGGGCUUGUCGAAAUGCGACGAGACUGCCACAGGCCAGUGGUUCGUGCACAAGAAUGAGGACAUCCAGGAUGGCCACCUCGCAUGUUGCAGUGGCCUUGGCCCGUGGAGGAAUCUCCACGGCUCAUCGAGCUAUUGUCUGGACGGCCGGCUGGGCAAGCCAGGACCGUACGGGUGCAUUCACCGCAAGCCUCCCAACAGCCAGUUGUGGGAGGUCCGCGACGGUUUGCUGAUCAGUCCCGAGUGGGGCUGCCUCGUGCCCGGCUCGCCAGUAGAUGUGCCCAGAGAGGCCCAGGUCCAGUGGAGCGCCUGCCGCUUCAGUGCUCCUGGGGGGCAGGCCAUUGAGGAGCAACGCUUCCAUGCGGAGGCCGUCGCGGGGACGGACAAGUUUCGGCUCCUUCUGGCCACAGGGCAGUGCCUCUCGGCCUCUGCGGACUCGGAUGCGCGGGUGCCCUCCUUGGCGCCCUGCCAGCCUGAGGAGGAGUCCCAGCACUGGCGAUGGGCCAAGCCAUCCUUGAAGCUGGGGCUGAAGCCUGCCGCAAAGACGGACAUUUGUCUGGACAUCGACAAUGGUGACAGCCCUCUGCUGUACGUGUGCUACAGCAUGGAAGACGUGCAUGCACCGUACGGCGUGGUCAACACCAACCAGGCACUAUGGCUGACGCCCGCCGGCCACCUAACGCAGUGGGGUCCGGUGGACACCUCGUUCACGAACCUGUGCCUAGACGGCUCCGCGCCCCCUCUGCAGCACCGCCGCCUGGGCCUCCUGGACUGCGCAGAGGCGCACGCGCAAGGCGUGCGAUGGGAGAAGGUAGGCGCCCACACGCCGCCACAGACGGAAAUGGUUGCGAGACAAAAGGGCAGGCGAUGGCAGCGUUUAGGGUUGAGGGUUGAGGGUUGA